AUGUCAAGUUUAUCCUCACCAACAGUCAACCCAUCUACUCCUAGUACUAUUGCCAACCCAAUAGAUAUUUCAAAAACAGUCGUUACAUUUACUGAUGGAACACAAGAAAUUCAUACUAGACCAUUGCACUUAACCAAUUUACUUACACAUCCCUCACUAAAUAAUAGUGAUUUAGUUGGUAUUAUGGUCAAUGGAAGAGUGUAUUCAACAAAUGCUAUCAUUAAUAUUGGUAUUGCUAAUAUUACUCCUGUAUUUUUAAAUUCUUAUGAGGGAUUUUCAAUUUAUAGAAGGUCAUUGGUUAUGGUAUUUGCUACUGCUGCUUUUAUGACAUAUGGAACAAAGUUUGGAGUUACUGUUGAACAUCAUGUCAAUAAUGGAUAUUGUAUUAAUAAAUCUAAUGGAAAAGAGUUUACAGAAGAAGAGUGUAAUACUAUUAAAAACAAAAUGAAAGAAUUAAUCAAUGAGAAUAAAGAGAUAAAAGAAGUAGUUCUAUCACAUGCAGAAGCAAUCAAUUAUUUCACAGAAACUAAUAGAGGAAUGACACUUUCACUUUUAAAAAGUACAAAUAAUGAAGAAGUUAAAUGUAGUUAUUUAGAAGGAUUUAUGACAUUAUUUAUCAGACCACUUUUAGGAAGAACAGGAAUAUUAAAAGAUUUUAAUUUAAUACUAGGAACUGAUAAAACAGGAAUGAUGUUAUUAUUCCCUCAAGAAAACAAACCAAUUCCAAAAACAAUAAAAGAAAUUGAAACAAAAAAGAUCAUAGAAAAUUACAAAGCAACAAAUAAAGUAGCACGAGCAGUUGGAAUUGAAUGUAUUGGUGAUCUCAACAAGAAGAUUAUAAAAGGAGAUAAAACAACUGUAAUGAUGAUGGAAAAUAGACAAGAUAUGGAAAUAGCACAAAUAGCAGAAGACGCUAUUGAAAAGAUUAAAACAAGAGGAGUUAAACUUAUUUCUAUUGCAGGGCCAAGUGCAUCAGGUAAGACUACAUUUAGUAAAAAACUUGGAGUACAAUUAAAACUUAGAGGAAUUACACCAGUUGUAUUAAGCACUGAUGAUUAUUAUAAGCACCGUGUAGAUUCUCCUAAGGAUGAGUAUGGAAAUUAUGAUUUCGAGUGUUUAGAAGCAUUGAGACUUGAUGAUUUGAAUGAUACACUUACACGACUCUUCCGAGGAGAAGAAGUUCAUCCAUAUGUUUUUGAUUUUGUGUCAGCACCACUCACACAAUUGAACAUUGAUGAGUAUAAUUUCAUAGGAAAUCAAGUAUUAAGAUUUUAUAGAAGAAUUGUACGAGAUUAUUUAACUAGAAAUUAUACAGCAUCACAUACAUUAAAGAGUUGGUUUAGUGUUGCUAAGGGUGAAGAAAAAUACAUAUUUCCAUUUGUUGAUCAAGCAGAUAAGAUAUGGAAUUCUUCAAUGGAUUAUGAGAUUGCAGCUAUUUAUCCAUAUGUUCUUCCACUAUUAAAAACUGUUCCUGUUGAUGAUCCAAACUAUAAUAUGGCACGUAACUUAUUAGAUACACUUGAGUUGUUUAUGCCAGUUGAUGAUCAUCUUAUUGGAUCUACCUCAUUGAUCAGAGAAUUUAUUGGAGGAAGUGUUUUUGAAUAA
Messenger RNA from Entamoeba dispar SAW760, 1605 nucleotides. Its product is annotated as uridine cytidine kinase I, putative. Lineage: Eukaryota; Evosea; Mastigamoebida; Endamoebidae. Bases 1 to 1605 code for a protein of 534 amino acids. The record is from RefSeq and is a predicted model, not a curated record. Gene Ontology annotation, cellular component: cytoplasm. Gene Ontology annotation, molecular function: ATP binding; kinase activity. The transcript has 2 exons.